This is a messenger RNA of Pelobates fuscus (common spadefoot toad), 1119 nucleotides long. Its product is annotated as galactoside alpha-(1,2)-fucosyltransferase 2-like. Gene Ontology annotation, molecular function: galactoside 2-alpha-L-fucosyltransferase activity. Gene Ontology annotation, biological process: carbohydrate metabolic process. The record is from RefSeq and is a predicted model, not a curated record. The transcript is spliced from 2 exons. Gene Ontology annotation, cellular component: membrane. NCBI's taxonomy places the organism in Eukaryota, Metazoa, Chordata, Amphibia, Anura, Pelobatidae. The coding region runs from base 38 to 1114 and encodes 358 amino acids.
CCUGCUCUGGAAAAACUAUUUUCUAGAAACGAACUUGAUGACAAUGAACAGAAGAAUGAGAGUUUUUUUUGAAGCACUUGCCCCCAGGAAAAGGAAAAACCUUCUCAGUGUCUUACAUAUUGCAUUGAUCAUCUUUAUUGUGAGUAUUUUAUACAUCUCCCAUAACGGCACAAGAACUAUUACCAAAUGCAACAUCAUAACUAUUGAACAUACACAACUUGAACAAACAGUGGCAUUAAUAGCCAAGAAAACACCUCACACAGGUAUGAUGACAGUAAAUGUUGCUGGACGCCUCGGGAAUUUAAUGGGGGAAUAUGCUACGGUCUAUGGCCUUGCAAGACUUAACGGUUACCAAGCCUACAUCUUACCAAACAUGCAUGAGCAGUUAUCGAAAAUCUUUAAAAUUCAACUGCCUGUCCUUAACCAAGAGGUCGCUGAUCGUAUUAAUUGGACAGAUUACACAAUACGUAAUUUCAUGUCUCCAGAAUACAAAAACAUCCAGGGAGAGUAUGUAAAACUGACUGGUUAUCCUUGCUCUUGGAACUUUUAUGACUAUUUAAGAGAUGAGAUUUUCAAAGAAUUCAGUUUUCAUGAAUGGAUUAAAGAAGAGAGCUAUGCUUAUCUUGCUAAAGUACGAGGGAAUAAGAAAAAUGUUACCUUUAUUGGGGUGCACGUCCGCAGAGGAGACUAUGUAAAGAUUAUGGAAACUAAGGAUGGGGUUGUCGGUGAUAAAGAAUAUUUCCAGAAAGCCAUGGACUAUUUUAGAAAUAAAUAUCAAAACCCCAUAUUUGUGGUGGCCAGUAAUGGCAUGGAUUGGUGCAAGGAGAAUAUAAACAAUUCCCUUGGGGAUGUCCACUUUGCUGGAGAUGGCAUAGAAGGUUCUCCUGCCCGUGACUUUGCCCUCCUGGUACACUGCAACCACACUAUUAUGACUAUAGGAACAUUUGGGUUUUGGGUUGGGUACAUGACAGGAGGUGAGACUGUCUACCUUGCAAAUUUCUCUUUAACUGACUUCCGUCCCUACAGACGUGUGAUAAAUGCAGCUUUUUAUCUUCCUGAAUGGAUUGGGAUUCCAGCAAACCUCUCUCAUCUUUUGAAAAAGGACAACUCAUAAGAAGA